AUGAGGCCGCUGCGGGCGGCAGCCGCCGGCACCCGGCGCGGCGGGACGGGCGCGGCGCCCCAAGGAGCGGCCCCGGCUCCAGCUCCCGCUCCGCCGCCCUCCCCGCACCUCUUCAGCGACCCGGCCGAGGUCGAGGCCCUGCGCGGGAACCUUCUGGCUUGGUACGACGGAUGCAAGCGGGACCUGCCCUGGAGGACGCUGGCAGCCACCGAGCCGGAUGCUGACAGACGGGGGUACGCAGUGUGGGUGUCAGAGAUCAUGCUCCAGCAGACACAGGUGGCUACAGUGAUCGACUACUACAACCGCUGGAUGCAGAAGUGGCCGACACUGCAGGCUCUGGCACAGGCAUCUCUGGAGGAGGUGAAUGAGCUGUGGGCUGGACUUGGCUACUACUCGAGAGGGAAGCGUCUGCAGGAGGCAGCAAAGAAGGUGGUGUCCGAGCUGGCUGGCCACAUGCCCAGGAGGGCUGAGGACCUGCAGAAGCUGCUGCCGGGAGUGGGCCGGUACACAGCGGGAGCCAUUGCCUCCAUUGCCUAUGGGCAGGCUACUGGUGUGGUGGAUGGGAACGUGGUGCGGGUGCUGUGCCGCCUGCGCUGCAUCGGCGCCGACGCCGGCAGCCCGACCGUCACCGACCGGCUCUGGGACAUGGCCAAUGCCCUGGUAGACAGGAGCCGCCCAGGGGAUUUUAACCAAGCCCUGAUGGAGCUGGGGGCAACUGUGUGUGUGCCCAAGGCCCCGCUCUGUGGGGAGUGCCCCGUGAAGCAGCACUGCCGAGCAUGGCAGAGGGUGGAGAAGGAAUUGGCCUUUGCCUCUCAGAAGCUGUUUGGGAAACCCACCUCAGUGCCUGAUGUUGAGGACUGUGGUGUUGGAGGCUGUCCCCUGUGCCCCCCAGCCACGGAGCCGUGGGACAGCAGCCUGGGGGUCACCAACUUCCCCCGGAAAGCAGCGAAGAAGCAGCCACGGGCAGCACGGACAGCCACGUGUGUGCUGGAACGGAGGGGCUGCGGGGGCCCCAAGUACCUCAUCGUGCAGAGACCCAGCUCAGGUCUCCUGGCUGGUCUCUGGGAGUUCCCAAGUCUCCCGCUGGCUGAGGGUCUGCAGGAGGAGAAGCAGAGGGAGAUGCUGGCAGAGCAGCUCCAGGCCUGGACAGGGAGCCCCGUGGCAGCCAGAGGCCUGCAGCUUGUUGGAGAGGUCAUCCACGUCUUCUCUCACAUCCACCAGACGUAUGUGGUCUACGCCUUGUCUCUGGAUGAGGAUGUGACCCUGGACCCUGCCUUGUCCCCAUCCCGCUGGGUGACGGAGGAAGAGUUCCAUGCCUCAGCUGUGUCCACGGCCAUGAAGAAGGUGCUGAAAGCACAUGAGAAGCAGCGUGGGAAGGAGAGCAGCCCUGUCAAGGGCUCCAAGCGCAAGCGGGGGCCAAAAUCACAGGGAGCAGGCAGCAGCUGCCCCGGGACACAGCUCUCCCUCCACUCCUUCCUGCGGGCACCCACUGCCUCCUGACAGCUCCCACGGCUGAGACAGCAGAGCCCUGUGCUGUGGCCAGGCCUGCCCGUGCCAUGGGGAGGGCGCACACUGCUGCAGCCCCCAGCAGGCUCCCCCUCCCUGCAGAGCCUGCGUGGGAUGUGUUUUUAUGUGGCCACUCAGGUCCUGGAUGUGCCCUGGAGCCAGGCUUACCCUUCCCCUUGCCUGGAGCCCUCCUGGCUUUAUUCAUCCUCAUACAGCCACAGCUCUGGCCCUGCACGCCCAGGGCAGCAGGAGGGCUGCAACCACCCCAGCUCUGGCCCUGCAAGCCCAGGGCAGCAGGAGGGCUGCAACCACCCCAGCUCUGGCCCUGCAAGCCCAGGGCAGCAGGAGGGCUGCAGCCACCCCAGCUCUGGCCCUGCACGCCCAGGGCAGCAAGGGUUUCUCUGGCAGUUGAAGGGCUGUGGCCAUCUCAGCCCUGCAGCCCUGGCCUCAGCUGCCUCUCUGCCCAGCCACUCCUGCUGGGGUGCUGCUCUACCCCUUCCUGGCCUCCAACAGCCCUUUUUAUACUGAACUCGUUUUUAUGGAACUUGAGC
Molecule: messenger RNA, 2057 nt
Organism: Colius striatus (speckled mousebird)
Lineage: Eukaryota; Metazoa; Chordata; Aves; Coliiformes; Coliidae
Gene: MUTYH
Product: mutY DNA glycosylase
Exons: 15
Coding region: 1-1500 (499 amino acids)
Biological process (GO): base-excision repair; mismatch repair
Cellular component (GO): nucleus
Molecular function (GO): oxidized purine DNA binding; adenine/guanine mispair binding; 8-oxo-7,8-dihydroguanine DNA N-glycosylase activity
Source: RefSeq, a predicted model, not a curated record